Messenger RNA from Haemonchus placei, 387 nucleotides. Lineage: Eukaryota; Metazoa; Nematoda; Chromadorea; Rhabditida; Trichostrongylidae. The record is from the annotation of a GenBank genome assembly.
GAAUCGUCGGCCAUUCAUAUCAUCAGCCAUCUUUUAGAAGAACACGCUCAAAUUGCAGUCUACGAUCCAAAGGUCACGGAAACACAGAUGAGGUGGGAGUUGGAGCAGCGAUCACCCGCAGAUUUAGUCACAAAAUUGGUGACGGUACAUGAUAAUCCCUACUCGGCUGCUGAUGAUGCUCAUGCUAUUGUCGUUCUGACUGAGUGGGACGAGUUCAAGGCUCUGGACUAUGAACGAAUCUACAAAACCAUGAAACACCCGGCGUCAAUUUUCGAUGGUCGCCUGAUUCUCGAUCAACGCCAACUACGGGAAUACGGUUUCCGAACGUUUGCCAUCGGCUCCGCACCUGAUCAAGCAUACAAUCUUUUUGGUGUGCCACUUGAUUAG